AUGGUCUUCCAAAAGGUGUGCAUUUUUGCAGCUCUCAUUGUCGCUGUGUCGACAAUCUGCUGCAAGCUGCCGUAUAUCGACAGCAAUGGAAUCUUGGCAAGAAAUAGCAAUGCGGAUCAGAACGCAAUGUGCUCGAACACAACUUGGAGUCUCAUGCAAUGCCCACCUCCUCUCAGAGAUGGAGAGUACGUCGCGAUUCUUUAUAAAGUUGACAUGAGCCAAGGAAAGGAUCAAGAAGUUUGGGGACACAACAAUGUUCUCAAGAUGAGCAAUCGAAAAGCGCCAUUGGCAACCGUUGUCACUUGCGAUAUCGGAUGGGGAGCUCUGAUUGCCCCAACUCAUUAUGCUGAUAUGUUCGAGAUUAAAAAUAUGGAAUGCGGAUAUUCAAAGGACGGAAGACGCUAUCGGUUCAAUCGCUAA
This is a messenger RNA of Caenorhabditis bovis, 420 nucleotides long. The record is from the annotation of a GenBank genome assembly. Lineage: Eukaryota; Metazoa; Nematoda; Chromadorea; Rhabditida; Rhabditidae.